AUGAUUCUGCGGCCCUCGAGAAAGCUCGCUGGGCCAAUGUAUCGUCGAAAGUCGGGCCUGAUUGCGGCUCUGCUCACCCUGUUUCUCUUCCUCCUCUUCCUGCAAACCCGAGUUCACCAUGAACCUGCUGGCCCUCCUCCACCUGCCCGCCCCGAGUCUGCCCCCGAAUCUGUGCCUCAACCAGAGUCCGAGCCGAAACCACCAGCCAAGAUUAAGAAUCCCCUCCUCGACAGCCAGGCUGCGUUCUGGCGAAGUCUGUAUCUGAUCAUCCUGAACAAUGAUCCCAAUUGCAGGAAUGCCCCCGACCUUGUUGUGCCACAGAAGCUCGAUAUUGGCUUCGAUCCCACCCACGAUCAUCCUCGACCUGACAUCUUGUACAUGGACACCGCCGACGUCAAGCGCAUGCGUGAGGCCCAUUCAAACUUUGUCAAUGACUUGAAAAGCGAUCCUCCCAAAAUACCAUAUGAACCGGGCACUCGUGGCAUUGUCAUGACUGGAGGCUUCAGCCAACUUCCCGUCCUGGUCAUCUCAAUCCGCAUGUUAAGAAGAGCCAAAUCUGAGUUACCGGUCGAGGUGUUUGUUGCCGAUCUGUCUGAAUGGGAUGAGCAUGUCUGUAAUGUUGUCCUACCGGCCCUCAACGCCAAAUGUCUUCUAUUUUCCGACAUCUUUCAUGCCGCCAAUGCGGGUGUCUCGAUCGGUCGAUUUCAGUACAAAGUCUUGGCCAUCAUAUUUUCCUCAUUUGAAGACGUCCUGUUACUUGAUUCUGAUGCCUUUCCAGUCCAAGAUCCUCUUCCGUUGUUCCAAGAAGAGCCCUUCAAGAGCAACGGAUUGGUCGUCUGGCCGGAUUUCUGGUACGCCUCCGAAUCUCCCUACUAUUUCGAAAUCGCCAAAAUCGAGAGGAUACCGCCUUUGAACGAGCGGGCUGCCGUUGAAUCGGGUGAAGUCAUGUACUCUAAAGCCAAACAUCAUUUGUCGCUCCUCCUCGCCGCGUAUUACAACUACUACGGGCCUACCUAUUACUAUCCCUUGUUCUCCCAAGGUGCACCUGGCCAAGGCGACAAGGAGACAUUUGCUUGGGCUGCCACUGCCCUUAAAGAGCCUUUCUACACGGUCCACCAGCGGGUCAUGGCUAUUGGCCGACAUGACUCUUCUGGUAACUACCUUGGUAGUGCUAUGGCUCAGCACGACCCUGUAGCUGAUUAUACAUUUACGAAUGCAUAUGGUCCUCCCCACGAGCGAGUUCAAGACAUCGAUACCGGCAAAGACAACCACUUCGAUAUCCAAGCCAGCGACGUCAAACCCUUUUUCAUCCAUGCCAACUUCCCCAAAUUUGAUCCGGCCACCAUAUUCGACUUUCGAACGACGGACUUUUCAGGCGAGGUGUCCGGCGAUGGGGGCCCGACUCGAGACACAAACGGCACAAACGUCCGUUGCUGGAUGGAUGAAGCUCGUGCCAUUGAAUUGUUCGGGUUCGACGUGGAGCGCAGAUUCUGGGAAGAAAUCAAAGACACUGCUUGCGAGUAUGAGCACCUGUUUGCCACAUGGAAGGGCAAGAGAGGAAUUUGCGAGAGGACCCAGAAGUACUGGAACGACGUGUUCGGUUCAGAUGCUUCGCUCGAGGAUCGGCAGGAUAUGGGAACUUCAGUUGAAAUGCCCGCGCCGCCUUGA
Fonsecaea multimorphosa CBS 102226 is the source of this 1668-nucleotide messenger RNA. RefSeq lists its product as uncharacterized. The transcript has a single exon. Gene Ontology annotation, cellular component: Golgi apparatus. The coding region runs from base 1 to 1668 and encodes 555 amino acids. Gene Ontology annotation, molecular function: alpha-1,2-mannosyltransferase activity. Lineage: Eukaryota; Fungi; Ascomycota; Eurotiomycetes; Chaetothyriales; Herpotrichiellaceae. The record is from RefSeq and is a predicted model, not a curated record. Gene Ontology annotation, biological process: mannan biosynthetic process.